UUUGCAAUUAUUUUCGUGGUUCUAGGUUGCUAGAAUUCAGUCAAAGUUUCACCACAUCCAUGUAAUAUGACGGAUGAAGGAGGUAAUAAUUUAAUUGCAGACCUUUUUAAUGGAAUACCGGCUGCGAAUAUGGAUGCUAGAGAGAAACAUUCAAAAUAUUGCAAACUUUUCGGUGGAAUCUACUUCCUGCUUACUGUCGGUUUCCUAUCUAUUGGAGUAGUUUUGGUCUUUUACCUUCCCAAAAUAAAUAAGAAUGUGGAAACAAGUCAAACAGGACCCCAGAUGAGUUCUUGCUUUGACCUGUUACAGCAAAAAGUCAACAUAAACGCCAGUGGAAUAUAUCUCAUUAGACCGAAGGAAAACUUUGAUGAAUUUAAGACAUACUGCGAUAUGGAAACAGAUGGAGGUGGUUGGACACUCGUUGCAAGCAUACACGAGUCAGAUAUUAACAAGAAAUGUGAUGUAUAUGACCGAUGGGCCCAUUACGCAUCAUUUGAUGUAGCUAAAGAUAAAACUAACUGGGAAAACGAAAGAAUUUUUGGUGAAGUUCAAACAUGUACAGAAGAUGAUUACAAGAAUAUGGGAUACUUUGCUUUAAAUACAAAUGAUGUCAUGAUUUGGCACGUUCCAGUCGAAACACCAUUGACUGAGAUGAAAGUACGGGCAAAACUUCGCUACCGGACAACAAACCAUUUUCUUCAGAAAAGUGGAGGAAAUUUGAAGACUUUGUUUGACGAAAGUUAUCCAUUGAUAUUAGACAAAGAAUAUCGGGAGGCGGACAAGGCUCUUCCAGAUCAGAGGACUAACGAUGUGAUGAAAACCCUAAUCAGUCAUUCUGCUGAAAUCAUAGCAAGCAUACCAAACUGGUACACUUACCAGUAUCCCAUUGGAGACACGGGUUCAAUAAAUGACACCAAACUAUACUAUUCACAAGGCAAUCAGGUGAAGUUUAGCAGCGACACGGAGAGUACACCAUACAUGACGUAUGGCCAAAAAUACAGUUUGUCUGGAGAAGAAAUUAUUGUUAACUCAGAAAAAUCUCAACCUUUCAUUAUGGCAACUGCAAUUUAUAAUCACAAGAAUCAUAGCAGCUACUUCGAAACAACUAUUUAUUCAAGCCCUGGUGCUGGAAGCACAGACGGAUACCGCAUCAAAGAAGGAGAACCUUUCGAAAGUCAAGUAUCUGCAGAUGAUUUUCAGUUGGAGUACAGAGCAAUUCAGCGUUCAAGUGACACUUCUCCCACAAUCUAUGAAUUCCAUUUUGUUGCUCACAGUCAAAAGAUUUGGAAAUCUGUUCCACCAAAGACUUUCAAGUUAGAAUCUCAAGACUCUAAGGGUUCAACAUAUCGCGUUACAGGAAGCCCAACAAACAUAGUAAUGGGAUAUAUGCUUCUCACGAGGUUACCUAACUGGACGUUUGACAAGAGCGAAGCAGACAUCGUCGCAAACAUUGUACUGGGAAGUUUAUCUAAGAUGCCUGAUUUUUUUAUAGAAAAUACCAGUGAACAAGGAUUUGUGACGCCGGUCACGUUCGACAAAGGAAACGCAGAAACAAUAUUGCAAAUGGUUCCACCAAAAUUUCAGUCAUCAGUAGAACCGGGAUUUCUUCAGUUCCGUGCUUACAAUCUGACAGGAUUUCCCAAUGCACUAUGCCCUGGACUAAGAAUGAGAUCGUUUGAACCAGAAUACUUCUGUGUUGGAGGAUUGUCGGAAGAUAUGGGACACUAUGGAACUUGUGGGGACUUUGCUGGUUGGGCAGGAAAUCAAGGCGACACCAUACAGCCAGGCAGCCCCAGUGGCAAUGCUCACUCGAUGAGUGAUAUAUCUUCUGUUAUUCUUAUAUUUUAUCGAUAGUUAAGAUGAAAGAAAUUCAGGUUUCAGAUAUAAUAUUUUAAUUUACCGCCUAAUAUUAUGAAAUUUGUGAUUAAUAUCUAAGUGUUAAUGAUUUGUACCUGACGUUUGAUUGUUCAUUAAUGUGAAAUGAUUUGAUAUUUAUGCUAAUACUUUGCCAUCUUCAUGGCAGAGUUACAGUUUAAAUAUAUUUUGUGAAACAAAAAAUCGUAUGAAUAGAACUAAUGACGUGCUGUGCUACUUUUGAGUGUAGCAUAUAGCGAUCAUGAGUAUUAAGUCACUGUAAAGUCAUAUAUUUUUGCUACUUCAAAAAAAUUCAGCAACAACCGGCUCCAGAUUGAUCAAAACUCGACUCAAGACUUUUAAUCUCUGUUAAAAACUCCGAAUCCUUGUUCUUCUCCCGAGUCGUGUUUUAAAAAGAUUCAAUUUUGAACAAUUUGGCGUUUGUAUUCCAUUCCUAGUUUUAGUUGAAGUUUUCGACGCCGACUUGGGGAUAUAGGACCAUUAGCGGGUAAUUAAACAUGUGGAAUUUAAAAUUGCAUCCCCAACUCUGUAUGCGACAACACAUUACAUGUCGACUAUAGGCACGAAUGCAUAUCUACAAAUGCCAUUUCCUGCUUUAGGUGGUCAGGCAAAUUCAAUUUGAACUCGACUUUUUAUAGCGUUUAGUGAUUGAUUUGAUUGAUGAAUAUCUGUCUCUCAAAAGAAAAACUAGAAUAAAACUCUUGUUGUUUGUAUCAUCGUUGCUAUUUAAUAGAUUCCAGCAUUUUUCGAACUUUUCGUGUAAUGCGAAUAUUUCUACUAAUAUGUUCUCCUCUAGGAUGCUAACUAGCCUAUGAUUCCUGAAGGAAAAAUGUAUUGCAUGUAAAUUUUACCUUCUCAAUUGUAGAUUUUUUUUCUCAAGUUAAAAUUGACUACAAAUUGUAGCGGUUUUGUUGUGCUCCUGGCUUAGUUUUUUCUUUUUUCGUUUUAAUCAAUAACCUAUCUCAUUUCCAAAUCACUUCUUAUUUUGAUUUAGUUUAAUAAAUAUAUAGAAUUUUGCAAUAUAACCUGUUUAAAAUAGAAGAUUGGGAUCUAUCGUGUAGCCUAUGCCUGAUGAUAUUUUUUUUUAAUUUAAGACCAAUGUCAGGUUUACCGUAAAUGACAUUUCCUGAGUUUUAUGUCUUUUAAUUUUCCUAAUUCAGCACAUUUGAAAGAUUUUUACAAAAAUCGAAAUUAUUUGUUUAAAAAAAAUUAUAUCAAGAAAUGUUUCCAAACAUAUGCUACUACUCCCAUUACGAUCCCUAUUUUAUGACUAUAAUUACUGUUAAUAUAUUGAAACUAGAGUAGGCUAUUAGAUAAUAUAUUGUGUACAUGUGAUUUCAAUAUUUUACUAAUAAAUUAUGCGGGCUUAUAUGUAUAA
This is a messenger RNA of Styela clava, 3253 nucleotides long. RefSeq lists its product as uncharacterized. NCBI's taxonomy places the organism in Eukaryota, Metazoa, Chordata, Ascidiacea, Stolidobranchia, Styelidae. Gene Ontology annotation, molecular function: oligosaccharide binding. The record is from RefSeq and is a predicted model, not a curated record.